Messenger RNA from Condylostylus longicornis, 2513 nucleotides. RefSeq names its product phospholipase A-2-activating protein (gene Plap). Gene Ontology annotation, cellular component: nucleus; cytoplasm. The record is from RefSeq and is a predicted model, not a curated record. Gene Ontology annotation, molecular function: ubiquitin binding. Gene Ontology annotation, biological process: ubiquitin recycling; proteasome-mediated ubiquitin-dependent protein catabolic process. The transcript is spliced from 7 exons. The coding region runs from base 151 to 2430 and encodes 759 amino acids. NCBI's taxonomy places the organism in Eukaryota, Metazoa, Arthropoda, Insecta, Diptera, Dolichopodidae.
CGAUAGUGUCAUCGAAAGUUCUCCAUUUCUAAGAUAGCAAAGGAAAAUAUAAAGAUAUAAAAAAAUAGUGUAGAACUGUCCAGCAGUUGAAAUUAAAAUUUUACAACUAAUUUAUUUUAAAUUAUAGAUAAAGAAGAAGGUUUUUGAAAAAUGGAUUUGCCUAGCUUAAACGAGUAUAAAUUAAGCUGUGAACUAUUAGGACACAGCAUGGAUGUAAGAACAGUGUGCUGUGUGGAUGAUAACACUAUUAUAUCAGGUUCGCGGGAUAAGACAGUAAAAAUAUGGCAAAGAAUUGAAAAAGACAAAUUUGACGUCGUCGCAACACACAGCAGGCACAAGAACUUUGUUGCAUGUGUGUACUAUCUAGAAUCGGAAAAUUGGAUAUGUACUGGAAGUAAUGAUUCAAGUAUUCUAAUUUAUCGUGUCGGUUGUGCGAAUCCAUUUGCUGAGUUACGUGGUCACGAAGAUACUGUAUGCAGCUUAUAUAGAGCAUUGGGUCAAAAAACUAUUAUAUCAGGUAGCUGGGAUAAAACAGCGAUAGUAUGGUCGAUUAACGACGAUGGAACCUUCACGUAUAAUACACUGAAAGGUCACACAGCUGCCGUGUGGUCAGUAGGUUGUUUUUUGAUGUUAGAAAAAUAUAUCACAGCAUCAGCUGAUAAAAAUAUAAUAUUUUGGAAUACCAACGGCGAAAAAUUACGAAUACUUAAAGGUCAUACGGAUUGUAUUAGAAGUUUAAUACCUUUCGAAGAUGGAUCACUUGUAAGUUGUGGAAAUGAUGCAAUAAUCAAAUGUUGGAGUAGCGAAGGGGAUUGUAUACGAGAACUAAGUGGACAUACAAAUUUUAUAUAUUCAAUUUCAAAAAAUCCAAAUUUGGGCGAACAUAUUUUUGUAUCUUCUGGUGAAGAUGGUACUGUAAGACUUUGGAGUCUCGCUCACGGUCAGCUUGGAGAAGAAUUAACUUUGCCUGUACAAUCUGUAUGGUCUGUCGCUUGUUUAAACAAUGGUGAUAUAGUGACAGGGAAUAGCGAUGGUGUUGUAAGAAUAUUUACAAGGGACCUUGCCAGAACGGCUGAGAAUGAAAAACUGAAACAGUUUCAAGUAGCAGUGGAAACAAUAAAACUUGAAAAACUCCAGACCAUUGGUGGAUAUAAUAAAGACAGUUUGCCUGGGCCAGAUAUUCUUACCAAACCGGGAGCAAAGGAAGGACAAACUAAAAUGAUUCGUGAAGUUGAUGGUAAAGUCUCUUGUUAUAUUUGGGAAAAUAAUAAUUGGAAUAAAUUGGGUGAUGUUGUGGGUGCAUCUGGUGGUUCACAAGCUAAUUCUGGAAAAGUUUUGUACAUGGGCAAAGAGUAUGAUUAUGUAUUUAGCGUAGAUGUUUCUGAAAACGAGCCGCCAAAAAAAUUACCAUAUAAUAUUGGUGAAGAUCCAUGGCUUGCAGCACAAAACUUUAUUGACAAAAAUAAUUUACCUCAAGUUUAUUUAGAUCAAGUUGCGAAUUUUAUUAUUAAUAAUUCUAACGCUGAAACUGUUGAAAAAAAAGUUGUGACCGAAUAUCAAGAUCCUUUUACAGGGGAAUCUAGGUAUAUUCCUGGAGUAAAUGCGGAAGCUUCAAGCUAUAACUUUCAGAAUUUUAUAUCUGCAAAACCUACAGUGAAACAUUUUCCAAUAACAACUUUUUUUACAUUAGAUACAUGUGAUAUUGGGAAAGUGUUUGACAAAUUACGAGAAUUUAAUACGCAAGCUGGAGCUAUGAAAGUCAGUGAGCAAACAUUGAAAUUUAUAAUAGAAUUGGUUGAUAAAAAUGAAAAAAAGCCAUAUAAUGUUGAAUUAUUAACCGAUCUUUUAUCUUGGCCUGAAGAUAUUUUGUUUCCCGUAUUGGAUAUAACACGUUUAGCCAUACGUGAUGAAAAAAUUUUCUUUCAACUUAAACCAACUCUAUUCAUGGAAAAUAUCCUACGAGGACUUCAUUCAAAUUUACCGAAUCAACUCAUGACAGUACGAUGUUUUGUUAAUCUUAUGGGUCAUCCAUUAGGACGAGAUUCUAUUGAAAACAAUUUAACAAGAAUUAUAGAUGGUGUGAAAAAUUUGAAAAAAGGCAGUAGUAAUUUACAAAUUGCCAUUGCAACAUUUUACUUGAAUUUGUCAAUUACUCAAGUGCAGGAUAAUAUCACAGCGCAAGAUAAGUGUGGGAUUAUAUUUGAAGGCGUUGUGAGUUUUUUAGAAUGGGCUACAGAAUCGGAAGCUUGGUACCGUUGCAUGCAAAUGUUAGGGAAUUUAUCUUGCACUAAUUAUCGUCAAAUACUUCUCGCUCAAAUAAUUUCUGUUGAUUAUGUCAUCAAGAAAAUUCGUGAAUUAGCCAAUUCCUCACCAGAAAUUGGUUGUGAGAAGACCAGUGAAUGUGCUAAAGCAUUAAUUUCUUUAUUUUAACAGUGAAAUCAGUUUUUCACUUGAGCUAUUUUAUUUUUACAAGAUUUGUAAAAAAUAAAAGAAAAUAAAGCGCUUAUUUAUAA